Molecule: messenger RNA, 2831 nt
Organism: Haliotis rubra (blacklip abalone)
Lineage: Eukaryota; Metazoa; Mollusca; Gastropoda; Lepetellida; Haliotidae
Product: ribosome biogenesis protein bop1-A-like
Biological process (GO): maturation of LSU-rRNA from tricistronic rRNA transcript (SSU-rRNA, 5.8S rRNA, LSU-rRNA); ribosome biogenesis
Cellular component (GO): PeBoW complex; preribosome, large subunit precursor
Molecular function (GO): ribonucleoprotein complex binding; protein binding
Source: RefSeq, a predicted model, not a curated record
UGUAGUUUUGACUACAACGUGCACAUGUUCAAUAAUAUGGCUACCAAACGAAAACAUGUGGUUGCUGCAUCCGAGGAAAUUAUUGAUAACUCGACUGACCUUCUGAAGAAAGAUGCUUCUGAUGAGGUUGCCGAUGGACGAGAUGAUGAAGGGUUCUCUGAUACCACCGACUCUGAAGAAAGUGUAUACUCUGGGUUGGAGGAUGAAGAGGACACUUCAGAUGAAGAAUCUGAGGACAAGAGUGAUGAAGAGGAGGAGGGAGACAGUGAUGGAGCUGAAAGCAGCGAAGAUGUAGCAGAAACUCCCAAAGACGAGACAGAGAUGUCCCCAGGCAUCAGCACCGCAUCGACCAGUGAAGUUGUUCAAACAAAUGAAUAUGAACAUGAUUCAUCCGAUGAAGAGGAUAUACGCAACACAGUGGGCAAUAUCCCCAUGGAAUGGUACAGAGAAUAUCCACACAUUGGCUAUGACAUUUUAGGCCGGCGUCUGAUAAAGCCAAAAAAGGGAGACGAACUUGAUGAAUUCCUGAACAAAGUUGACGAUCCUAAUUACUGGAGGACUGUUACCAACAAGCUGACAGGGCAGAAUGUUGUGUUGAGCAAGGAGGAUCUAGAGCUGAUCAACAAUAUACAGAGGAGUCGCAAUCCCAUGGGGUCUGAGACCAUGUUCCAGCCAUGGAUUGAGUACUUUACCAACGAGACGAUGAUCCACCCUGUGACUGCCCAUCCAGCACAGAAGAGAAGCUUUAUACCAUCCAAGUGGGAGAAGUUGAAAGUAGGUCAGAUGGUCCAUGCUAUCAAGAUGGGUUGGAUGAAGCCACCAAAGGUCCCUGACAGUGAUGAGGAAGAACAGGAGGAACCAGAGGAAGAGCACCCAAAUUACUUCAACAUAUGGAAGGAUGAUGAAGAGCCUGAGAUUACGAGACGGUACCGACAGCACAUCCCUGCCCCCAAGAUGUCCCUGCCUGGCCAUGAGGAGUCGUACAACCCACCCUCAGAAUACCUGCUGAUGGAGGAAGAGGAGAAAAAAUGGAAAGAGCAGGAACCAGAAGAUAGAAGAUUAAAAUUUUUGCCCCAAAAGUAUUCUUCCCUGCGACUGGUCCCUGGCUACUCCAAGUUCAUCCAGGAAAGGUUCGAGCGAUGCCUGGAUCUGUACCUGUGUCCGCGCCAGAAGAAGAUCAGGAUGAAUGUAAACCCUGAAGACCUGAUCCCCAAACUUCCCAAACCGAAAGAACUGCAGCCAUUCCCCACUACACAGUCCAUGAUCUACAAGGGACACGAGGGUAUUGUAAGGUGCAUCUCCGUAGAACCAAGCGGUCAGUGGCUGGCAUCAGGAUGUGAUGAUGCGACGGUGCGGUUGUGGGAGGUUGCGACUGGCAGGUGUAUGAAGACGUUGCAUAUGGGGGAGAAAGUGAAGAGUCUCGCCUGGAACCCCAACCCUGCUCUCUGUCUGGUCGCUGUUGUCCUAGAGAAGAGCGUGGUUGUGGUGAACCCAGGCUUGGGGGACAAGCUGAUGGUGUCCAACACUGACAUAGUCAUAUCAGCCUUCCAGCCCCCCAACGAGGAAUCAGCAGGCAAGAAGGUUCCAGUGGAUUGGGAGGUGUGUACAGGCAAAGAUCAUCAGAACGGCUUCCGACUCAGGAUAAAACAUCCAAAGGAAGUGUCGUAUGUGACAUGGCACGGCAAGGGAGAUUACCUCGCCACUGUGAUGCCAAAGGGAGACAGCAUGUCAGUCCUCAUUCACCAGCUGUCCAAGAGGAGGUCACAGAAUCCAUUUACCAAGUCUAAAGGUUUGGUGCAGCGAGUCGUCUUCCAUCCUUUACGUCCGUAUCUGUUUGUUGCUACCCAGCGCUGUCGUGUGUACAAUCUCCUGAAGCAGGAACUCACCAAGAAGCUGAUGACCAACUGUAAAUGGGUGUCAAGUAUGGCCGUACAUGCUGGAGGGGACAAUGUGAUAGUCGGCAGCUACGACUGUAGGUUGAGUUGGUUUGACCUUGACCUUUCCACAAAACCCUACAACACUCUCAGACAUCACAAGAAGGCCAUCCGCCAGGUGUGUUACCAUAGGAAGUACCCGCUGUUUGCCUCCGCCUCUGAUGAUGGGUCUGUCAUCGUCUGUCAUGGAAUGGUCUACAAUGACCUGCUGCAGAAUCCCCUGAUAGUGCCCGUGAAAGUGUUGAAGGGUCAUGUGACUACUGGUGGACUAAGUGUAUUGGACUGUGAGUUCCACCCCACACAGCCCUGGGUGUUCUCUAGUGGAGCAGACGCCACGAUCAGACUCUACACAUGAUCCAUUUUGAAACAGGGUCCAUCUUAGCACAAUACACCUCAACAUAUGAUUCAGCUGUUCAAAUGAUCCAUCUCAACCUGACACAGCUCUACAUGUGAUCCAUCUCAACCUGACACAGCUCUACAUAUGAUGCAUCUCAACCUGAUACAGCUCUACAUGUAAUCCAUCUCAACCUGAUGCAGCUCUCCAUGUGAUCCAUCUCAACCUGAUACAGCUCUACAUGUGAUCCAUUUCAACCUGAUACAGCUUUACGUGUGAUCCAUUUGGACAUAUAGUCCAUCUUGCGUCCAUGGUGCCCAUUUGAACAAAACAUUUCAAGUGUCAAGCAAUAUAGAUACUGUGUGAUCAUUCUACCAGAAUGAAUGUGCAAGAAGCUGCUUUGUUCUGACUAGAUUCCUCACCGCCAGGACUCAGCCAUGGUGAUGACUGGCAGAAUACAGCUUCCUGGGGCUGUCCAUGACUGUGGAAUAUGAAUAGGUCAUUGUCAAGACUUUGUAUAAAUAGGUGUACAUACAUGUAACAAAAUUAAAUAUGGAUGUCCA